AUGGACGUUGGUGAUAGGAUCGACAAGCCGCGAAACGAGAACGAGACAAUCGGAAUCGGACUUUUCAAUCACCAUCAACUAAUCAACCCCCACGACCCCAACUACUCAACGAACUAUACCCCAAUGAUCCAUUCAGUUCUAAUAUGUAUGUCUAGCUCAAUAUACCCGAAUAGUUGAAAAACCCAUUACAAAAGUCUAGCUUUUCCCUUUACUAACCGCCGGAAAUUUGAAAGUCAACAACGAUGGUGUACCAAGACUAAUGAAGUUCUACGCUAAAGUAGAUAUCCAGACUCAGAGACUCUUGCUCGAGCAAGUGCAUCAACUAAUUUCAGUACGGACAAAUCAAGAAUGUUCCUUUAUAACACCGCCGAAACUACUCGAGGACUUGGAUGACAUCAAGGUGAUUUAUCGACAUUACGCCACGCUCUAUUUUGUGUUUAUCGUUGAUGACCAGGAAUCGGAAUUGGGGAUAUUGGAUUUGAUUCAGGUGUUUGUUGAGUGUUUGGACAAGUGUUUCAGCAAUGUUUGCGAGUUGGACUUGGUGUUUGGCUGGCAAGUGCUCCAGACGGUGUUGGAAGAACUUGUCCAAGGAGGCAUGGUUAUUGAUACUAAUAUUGGACGAAUUGUUGCUGCGGUGGAUGAAGCUAAUAGUCAAAAGGAUGGCAGCGUUGGUACCACUGCUGGUGCCAAUUUGGGUCUGAGUUUCUUGCUGAGUUUUUCACGAGAUAGAGGUACGUUCUGGGGUAGAUGA
Lodderomyces beijingensis is the source of this 751-nucleotide messenger RNA. Lineage: Eukaryota; Fungi; Ascomycota; Pichiomycetes; Serinales; Debaryomycetaceae. The record is from the annotation of a GenBank genome assembly.